AUGGGAGAAGAAGCUGAAAGAAGUGUUGCCGAUUGGCAUAAAAUGAUUGUCAUCGAUAGAUUGAUGACAUUCUCGCAAUAUUUGAGAGCAAGACGGGAUGAUGCCGUUUCGGAAUCUUUGGAGGUUCGGGAUAAGGCGUUGAAUGAAAUUGUAGAUGUCCUGAAAUCUCUUCCACCCAGCUUUUUGACCGGUGAAGAAGUGGGACUUCUCUUGACGUUUUUCGUCUCGCAAAUGGAUUCAAAUAUCUUGAGUGGGGAAACAUUGAUUGAUGGGAUUUACCACUUGGUUAUGAAUUCAAAGGAAGUUCCACCGGAUUCUUAUAACGCGCUGUUCGUCAAAAUGUUUCAGGAUAGCAAUGUAUCUGAAUGGUCGACCGAUUAUCGCAUGAAACAUUAUGAAAUUUUUCGUUGGUUCGUACAGAACCAAAAAGAAUAUAUGAUAUCACUUGGCGGAAGUUUCUACACCGCGUUUCAAAACAUAUUUUUGGGAGAAUCAUCUGCGAAUGGAAUCAUGUUCAUGCUGAACUUGUUUCUCUUCAUCGUCAAAAACUACGAAAUUCAAGCUGUAGCUGAUAAUUUGUUCGAUAUGGUUCUCGUCUAUUAUCCAGAAAAGAAUCCUGUUCAGAAUAGGAAUCCAGAAGUAUCACGUAAACUUAUAGUUGCGAAAUGCAUCUCUUGUUUUGUUUCUUCGCCAUAUUUCGACAAAAUGUGCUUCGCUGUAGUUGCGGAUUCGAUCAUAAAUGAUGAAUUCAAUGACGAGGAAAUCGAUGAUAUUUGCCAGCUUCUAGUUGUGGCUUGUCAAAAGUUCGCUGCAAAUGCAAUCGUUGAAUAUAUCGAGCCGAUAAUGCGCGGAAUUAGAAUGGCUGCAGUGAAACCAACAACAAAUGAUGUGAGUGGCACAUUGAUUAAAGCACUGAAGGGGGUUAUCGAGAAGUCUAGAGAGUUGCAUGACCCAAACACCGAAGUAUUUAUUGGGCAAUCGUUGAUUGAAAAUAUGGAGCCAUUUGUUCUUCAAGCGGAAAUGGGAAUUACCAAAAAAGCUCUUGAGCUAUUCAAAUGUGCUUACUUGAACACUUCUGACCACCUUUCUUGCUCAAUCCUCUCGCAUGUUUUCGCAUGGCUCACCACACUGGUUCAAGGAGAUACGGUCAAUGUUGCGGCGAAUAAAAACGAAAUAAUGGAAGAAUCGCUCGAUUAUAUGAUUGAAUGGGUUGAAUUGGUUGCUCAGCGAAAAGAAGAGACAGGACACGUUCUUCAAGAUUUUUUAACUAAUAUAUUGGAUUCGAUCGAUGUUUCGAGAGAAUAUGUUCCGAGACAGGCAAUGAUCGCAAAAUAUAAGAUAUUAAAAAAAUACCUCGAUGAGUUCGAGCCAUCGGAGAGUCUCAUUUCCAAGUGUAAAAAAACAGUAGCUGCUGAAAUUUUCUCGCCUUUGGUUGAAGACGAAGAUGAAAGUUACUUCGACUUUAUUACAAGUCUUGCAAAAAGAACCAUCGAACCGCUUGCUGCAAUUCUCGUCGAACACAAACUAACCACAUGGAAUAAGGAUAAGAUGCUCGCGUACCAUUUUUCAAUUAUUCAUAAUCGCCACAGUUGGGAAUUCCUUAAAAUUGCAAUUAAAAAUCUUCUCGAUCUCCAUUUAGUCGAAAUGCACUCGUUCACAAUAAAAAGGUACGAAAUGAUUGCGUCGCGAUGCUCAAAUGAUGAAAUGGUUAUGUGGGAAGUGCUUUCAGCAUUUGAUCGCGUUGUUCAAAAGGCUCACCAACACCCCCCUGUUGCCGAAACUAUGCAGACUUUGACUCUCGGAUUGACAAAAGAGAAACGCGCCGAAUUCAUGACGAUUCUUUAUGAGCGAUACUAUGCUUCGGAACUAUCUUUCAGAUCAAUCGAUGAACUUGACAGGAAAUAUACGUUGUCUCUUCUUCAAAGCGAGAACAUCGAGGAAGUGAAAUCGCUUGCCGAGCUUCCGUUUCCGCCAAAAGUUCAUAGAAAAUUCUUAUUCGCUGCAAUUAAUCGGAGAUUUAUCGAAGUAAAUGAUCUUGCCGAUGAAGAUUUUGAAGAUCUUUGGACUGCAUUCAUAAAAGUUAAAGCGAAGCUCAUUACACAAACCCCGACUGGUUUAUAUUUGUUCGGAAAGCUGAUGGAUUAUAUCAUCGAAACUCCAAUCACUGACGAAAUUGAUGAACAAUACAAAUUUUUGUUGGACUUUGUUCAACCGGAGAAUAAUCCGUACAAGUGCAACUAUGAAGUAUCGACAGUUUUCUGGAAGCAAAAGCUUCUCUACUUGCUCGUUCCACCUUAUAAAGAAAUAUUCGAAAGCGCAAGUGAUAUGGAUCUUAAAAAGAUUGUCGGACUUCUUCCGGCUUUGAUUGAUUUUGCCAACACAAUCGAGAACGCUGAACUGAAAGAUCAGUUUGACGCGCUUCUCCCACUUUUAUUACGAAUUCUGGAUGUGUCGGACCCGUCAACCAUCAAUAAAAAUAUUCUUCACGCGAUUCCGAUUUUUGUGAAAAACGCGCAACAAUUCGAUGCUCAUUCCAAAAGAAUAAUGGUGAAUGCGCUGUGUGAAGUCGCAACGGUUCCAGAAGUCAGCAUGGCCACUACACUUGAUGCUCUCAGCAGCUUGAUUAAUAUCUAUAAUGCAGAUCGCGAAAAUGUUCCACUAGAGCUCGUUCCAAAAGUGAUUCGAAUUUCGACGGCUCUCCUCAGUCACCACAAACGACUUGUUCGUCUGAAAUCGGCUGAAGUCGUCAAUCUUUGGUCACUUUCUAAGAGUGAUUAA
Molecule: messenger RNA, 2778 nt
Organism: Caenorhabditis bovis
Lineage: Eukaryota; Metazoa; Nematoda; Chromadorea; Rhabditida; Rhabditidae
Source: the annotation of a GenBank genome assembly